Messenger RNA from Propithecus coquereli (Coquerel's sifaka), 1003 nucleotides. RefSeq names its product density-regulated protein (gene DENR). Lineage: Eukaryota; Metazoa; Chordata; Mammalia; Primates; Indriidae. Bases 182 to 778 code for a protein of 198 amino acids. Gene Ontology annotation, biological process: formation of translation preinitiation complex; translation reinitiation. The transcript has 8 exons. The record is from RefSeq and is a predicted model, not a curated record. Gene Ontology annotation, molecular function: translation initiation factor activity; mRNA binding.
ACAUCCGCCCAGCGGCAGCCUGAAUCUCGCGAUAAAGGCUCAUUGUCUCGCGGGAACGCGGCUGGCAGAGGGGCUCUUGGGCGGCCCUGGCCGGGGAAAAGGAGUUGCAUGUGUCGCUUCAGCUGGCGAUAGCGGCGGGAACGGAGGCGGCGAGACUUGUGCGACCGCCUGGGUUUGUGAAAUGGCUGCUGACAUUUCUGAAUCCAGUGGAGCUGAUUCCAAAGGAGACCCAAGGAACAGUGCCAAGUUAGAUGCCGAUUACCCACUUCGAGUCCUUUAUUGUGGAGUCUGUUCAUUGCCAACAGAGUACUGUGAAUAUAUGCCUGAUGUUGCUAAAUGUAGACAGUGGUUAGAGAAGAAUUUUCCAAAAGAGUUUGCAAAACUUACUGUAGAAAAUUCACCCAAACAAGAAACUGGAAUUAGUGAGGGUCAAGGAACAGCAGGGGAAGAAGAGGAGAAGAAAAAACAAAAGAGAGGUGGAAGAGGUCAAAUAAAACAAAAAAAGAAAACUGUACCACAAAAGGUUACCAUAGCCAAAAUUCCCAGAGCAAAGAAGAAAUAUGUAACAAGAGUAUGUGGCCUUGCAACUUUUGAAAUUGAUCUUAAAGAAGCACAAAGAUUUUUUGCUCAAAAAUUCUCCUGUGGUGCCUCAGUAACAGGGGAGGAUGAAAUUAUCAUUCAGGGAGAUUUUACAGAUGACAUAAUUGAUGUCAUUCAGGAAAAAUGGCCAGAGGUAGAUGAUGAUAGCAUCGAAGAUCUCGGAGAAGUAAAGAAGUGAUUUUGAAAAUUUGUUUGUAUUUAAUGACCUGAACUGAAAGUUGAUAUGGCCAAAGGGGGAGAGGCCUUUUAAAUAUAUAUAUAUAUAUAUAUUUAUCCUACAGUAAAACUGUAGACCACCCUCAUCCUUGGCGUUUUCACUGUUCUGUAUAAGGCUGCUUGUUUUUUUAUUGCCAAAGUCUAAUAAACAGGGGACACUGUCAUGCUUAUGCAUGAGAUAGAAUUU